AUGACUCUGCAUGUGUCCCGGGCCUCCCUGACCUCCCCCACCUCCUCCUCUCCGACUCCUCAUGUUACCGCCCCUCCCUCUGCACUCUCCCACGGCACAGAGCUGCUGACGAGUGUGACCGGGACCAAAACACAGACACAGAGGAAAACAGGGACCAGGAAACCAUCACCGUGUCCUCUCCCUUAUCUCAGCGUCGCUAGCUCUGUUAGCAUUAUUCAAGAGAACCAGGAAGUGGAGACACAACAGAACCAGGAAGUGGAGAAACGACAAAACCAGGAAGUGGAGACACAACAGAACCAGGAAGUGGCGAAACGACAGAACCAGGAAGUGGAGAAACGACAGAACCAGGAAGUGGCGAGGACCGGUGACAUUCCCGACAGGUUGUUGGAGAGGAUCACCACCUCGCUAGUGCUCUCUCUGCACGACAGCUCACACUCCUCACCUGCAGGAGACACGAGAAUCUGCGAUCACUGCCAACCUACCAAUGCCAUGUCCUCUUCUGCAGGAUCACUGCCAACCUACCAAUGCCAUGUCCUCUUCUACAGGAUCACUGCCAACCUACCAAUGCCGUGCCCUCUUCUACAGGAUCACUGCCAACCUACCAAUGCCGUGCCCUCUUCUACAGGAUCACUGCCAACCUACCAAUGCCGUGCCCUUUUCUACAGGAUCACUGCCAACCUACCAAUGCCGUGCCCUCUUCUACAGGAUCACUGCCAACCUACCAAUGCCAUGUCCUCUUCUACAGGAUCACUGCCAACCUACCAAUGCCAUGUCCUCUUCUACAGGAUCACUGCCAACCUACCAAUGCCGUGCCCUCUUCUACAGGAUCACUGCCAACCUACCAAUGCCAUGUCCUCUUCUACAGGAUCACUGCCAACCUACCAAUGCCAUGUCCUCUUCUACAGGAUCACUGCCAACCUACCAAUGCCAUGUCCUCUUCUACAGGAUCACUGCCAACCUACCAAUGCCGUGCCCUCUUCUACAGGAUCACUGCCAACCUACCAAUGCCGUGCCCUUUUCUACAGGAUCACUGCCAACCUACCAAUGCCGUGCCCUCUUCUACAGGAUCACUGCCAACCUACCAAUGCCGUGCCCUCUUCUACAGGAUCACUGCCAACCUACCAAUGCCUGCCAUGUCCUCUUCUACAGGAUCACUGCCAACCUACCAAUGCCGUGCCCUCUUCUACAGGAUCACUGCCAACCUACCAAUGCCGUGCCCUCUUCUACAGGAUCACUGCCAACCUACCAAUGCCGUGCCCUCUUCUACAGGAUCACUGCCAACCUACCAAUGCCGUGUCCUCUUCUACAGGAUCACUGCCAACCUACCAAUGCCGUGUCCUCUUCUACAGGAUCACUGCCAACCUACCAAUGCUGUGUCCUUUUCUACAGGAGUACUGCCAACCUACCAAUGCCGUGUCCUCUUCUACAGGAUCACUGCCAACCUACCAAUGCCGUGUCCUCUUCUACAGGAUCACUGCCAACCUACCAAUGCCGUGCCCUCUUCUACAGGAUCACUGCCAACCUACCAAUGCCGUGCCCUUUUCUACAGGAUCACUGCCAACCUACCAAUGCCGUGCCCUCUUCUACAGGAUCACUGCCAACCUACCAAUGCCGUGCCCUUUUCUACAGGAUCACUGCCGACCUACCAAUGCCGUGCCCUCUUCUACAGGAUCACUGCCAACCUACCAAUGCCAUGUCCUCUUCUACAGGAUCACUGCCAACCUACCAAUGCCAUGUCCUCUUCUACAGGAUCACUGCCAACCUACCAAUGCCGUGCCCUCUUCUACAGGAUCACUGCCAACCUACCAAUGCCAUGUCCUCUUCUACAGGAUCACUGCCAACCUACCAAUGCCGUGCCCUCUUCUACAGGAUCACUGCCAACCUACCAAUGCCGUGCCCUCUUCUACAGGAUCACUGCCAACCUACCAAUGCCGUGUCCUCUUCUACAGGAUCACUGCCAACCUACCAAUGCUGUGUCCUUUUCUACAGGAGUACUGCCAACCUACCAAUGCCGUGUCCUCUUCUACAGGAUCACUGCCAACCUACCAAUGCCAUGUCCUCUUCUACAGGAUCACUACCAACCUACCAAUGCCGUGCCCUCUUCUACAGGAUCACUGCCAACCUACCAAUGCCGUGCCCUUUUCUACAGGAUCACUGCCAACCUACCAAUGCCGUGCCCUCUUCUACAGGAUCACUGCCAACCUACCAAUGCCGUGCCCUCUUCUACAGGAUCACUGCCAACCUACCAAUGCCAUGUCCUCUUCUACAGGAUCAUGCCAACCUACCAAUGCCGUGCCCUCUUCUACAGGAUCAUAA
This is a messenger RNA of Knipowitschia caucasica, 2316 nucleotides long. The record is from the annotation of a GenBank genome assembly. Lineage: Eukaryota; Metazoa; Chordata; Actinopteri; Gobiiformes; Gobiidae.